Molecule: messenger RNA, 597 nt
Organism: Hibiscus syriacus
Lineage: Eukaryota; Viridiplantae; Streptophyta; Magnoliopsida; Malvales; Malvaceae
Product: ubiquitin-60S ribosomal protein L40-like
Exons: 5
Coding region: 46-432 (128 amino acids)
Biological process (GO): translation; protein ubiquitination; modification-dependent protein catabolic process
Cellular component (GO): nucleus; cytoplasm; ribosome
Molecular function (GO): structural constituent of ribosome; ubiquitin protein ligase binding; protein tag activity
Source: RefSeq, a predicted model, not a curated record
AGCCACUCAUUGUUUUUGCUGAGGAAGAGAGAGAGGCAGGAAAAGAUGCAGAUAUUCGUGAAAACCCUUACUGGCAAGACCAUAACCCUCGAGGUUGAGAGCAGCAACACCAUUGACAAUGUCAAAGCUAAGAUCCAAGACAAAGAAGGAAUCCCGCCGGACCAACAACGUCUCAUCUUCGCCGGAAAACAGCUCGAAGAUGGCCGUACCUUGGCUGACUACAACAUCCAGAAAGAAUCAACGCUUCAUCUCGUUCUGAGGUUGAGGGGUGGAAUUAUUGAGCCUUCUUUGAUGGCUUUGGCUCGCAAAUACAACCAAGACAAGAUGAUUUGCCGCAAGUGUUAUGCUCGUCUGCAUCCGAGGGCUGUGAACUGCCGCAAGAAGAAGUGUGGUCACAGCAAUCAGUUGAGGCCUAAGAAGAAGAUCAAGUAGACUAUGACAUGGCUUAUCUUCUCUGCUUUAAAACAAUUUGAAUACCAGACUUGGAAAAUAUUUCCAUUUAGUCCUUUGCUAUUAUUCUAUUUUGUUGAGAUUUUAUGUAUGGAUUCUUGAUUUGGUAAUUGACGCAGAGUUUAAGUUAAAAUAGAUGUUCAAAUG